Molecule: messenger RNA, 735 nt
Organism: Aspergillus terreus NIH2624
Lineage: Eukaryota; Fungi; Ascomycota; Eurotiomycetes; Eurotiales; Aspergillaceae
Product: alpha/beta hydrolase
Exons: 1
Coding region: 1-735 (244 amino acids)
Molecular function (GO): hydrolase activity
Source: RefSeq, a predicted model, not a curated record
AUGCGCUGCGCGUCUGCAUGCAAAGCGAAGCAGGUCGUCUUCUUGGAGUAUUCCCUCAGCCCCGAGCAUCAGUACCCUUGCCAACUGAUCCAAGCGGUGGCCGGUCUCCGGUUUCUCAUUGAUGAAGAGUGCAUCCAAGCGAAAGACAUCAUCCUCGGCGGCGAUAGCGCCGGCGGACAUUUAACCGCGAGUCUGUUGACUCACAUUAGCUGUCCCUCCCCAUACACCGCGCCAAUUGACCUUGGCGGGAGUCAAUUCAACGCUGUCUUUUUCGUCUCGCCGUGGGUGACAUUGCCCACAGGGGCGCGGACGGGCGUUUUCCCGCACGGGGAGCACGAUUAUCUAACCCCCAAACAGGUCGUUGAAUUCACCAAGAUGUUCAAUCCUGCGUUGAACGAAGUAUGGGGCCACCCAUGCGAGUCCGAGGAUGCGGGAGCCGUGUGGAAACGGCUCUUUCCUGGUGGAAACCAGCAUGCAAUCUGUCGCAAAGCGAUUGUAGCCGUCGGGACAUCGGAAAUUCUGUUGAAUUCUUGUGUGGAUUUUGGACGAACCUUUGUGGGGUGCGAGGGGAUUCGCGUCGAUAGCGAAGCAGAUCUGGACCUGAUCAAGGAACAGGAUUUUGUUCUUGCUAUAGCCCCUGGCGAGACACAUGUUCAACCUGCGUUAGACUCCGCUUUAAAGUACUACGAUGGAUGUAUGAUGAAGGCCAUUCUGGCUUUCCUAGAGAAUUGUUAG